AAAAACUAUCCCAACAGUAAUCGUACAGAAACGACCAUUAUUGUGUUAUCUUGCAUUGCCUUGGCUUCCUUUUCAUAUCUCGGCCGCUGCUAUCUGUUAGAUAUAAUGUGCCCAGCUUUUUUUCCCCCGCUCGAAGGGAUGUCUUCUGUUUGGAGAACCGACCUGAACAAUCUCGAUAACUAUCAGUCAACUGCGGAGCUCCCAACUUCUGUAGACAUCGCCAUCAUUGGUGCCGGAUACUCUGCAGCAGCAAUUCUCACACAUAUCCUGGCAACAACUCCGGCUGCGAAUAGGCCAUCAAUUCUUGUUCUCGAAGCUCGGCAGUUAUGCUCGGGUGCGACUGGACGAAAUGGUGGUCAGCUGAAGCCAGACUCGUAUAACGCGAUUUCUGGGUAUGCCUCUGAGUACGGGAUAGAAGCCGCGGCAGAAGUUGCGUCAUUUGAAGCCGCAAAUGUUAAAGCUGUCACUGAAUACAUCCAACAAAACAAAGUUGAUUGCGAUUUUGUGCUUACGAGGGCGGUCGAUGUUCAACUUUCCACCGUCAAUCAACAUCACAUCAAGGAAGGGUAUGAUAAGCUUAUUGCUGCUGGACUUGAAACGACCAAGGAUACGUUCAGCAUUGAGGGAAACGAUGCCGAAGUGAUGUCUGGUGUAAAGGGCGCAAAGGGUUGCUUUACAUACACAGCAGGACAUCUCUGGCCCUACAAACUUAUUCAUCAUAUGUUUUCAGAAGCAAUCAGUCAAGGAGUUAAUCUGCAGACUAAUACGCCAGUUCUGUCUGUUUCCGAGACUCAAAAUGCCACUGGUCAAUGGACCUUGAGUACUAGCAGGGGCGAAGUCAGAGCGCGAAAGGUCGUAUUCGCAACAAAUGCCUACACAGGUUCUCUGCUUCCCGAAUACAAAAGCAAGAUCAUUCCAUAUCGCGCUGUAUGCAGUCGGAUCAGAACCCCGGGGCCACAUCCUCUGCUCAAUAAUACCUACGCUCUUCGAUUCUCGGAUUGGAACUUUGACUACUUAAUCCCUCGGUUAGAUGGAAGUAUCAUAGUCGGUGGAGCUCGAGAUGCGUAUAUCAGGUCUGUUGACUCAUGGUAUGGGAACGUCGAUGACACUCAAGUCAUUGAUGAAGCGCGCUCCUAUUUCGAUGACUACAUGCAGAGGCAUUUCCAUGGAUGGGAGGACAGUGGGGCAUAUGUCGAUGAUAUAUGGACUGGAAUCAUGGGGUACUCUUCCGACCGGCUCCCUCGAGUAGGACCUAUACCUGGUCGACCAGGCAUGUUUAUCAUGGGAGGCUUCACUGGCCAUGGUAUGCCGCAAAUCUACCUGUGCGGACAAGCGAUGGCGAAGUUUCUCCUCAAAGACGCUUCAUUCAAGCAGACAGGUUUGCCCCGAUUAUUUGAAGAAACACAGGUUCGUUUAGAAGACCCGAGAGACAGAGUGCUGGAGUUGUAUGCUGCGGUUCUCAAUCCUUCGAAAUUAUAA
This is a messenger RNA of Fusarium odoratissimum NRRL 54006, 1479 nucleotides long. RefSeq lists its product as uncharacterized. Gene Ontology annotation, cellular component: cytoplasm. Gene Ontology annotation, molecular function: oxidoreductase activity. Lineage: Eukaryota; Fungi; Ascomycota; Sordariomycetes; Hypocreales; Nectriaceae. The record is from RefSeq and is a predicted model, not a curated record. The transcript has 4 exons. The coding region runs from base 106 to 1479 and encodes 457 amino acids.